Messenger RNA from Suillus subalutaceus, 3267 nucleotides. RefSeq lists its product as uncharacterized. The transcript has 17 exons. Bases 1 to 3267 code for a protein of 1088 amino acids. The record is from RefSeq and is a predicted model, not a curated record. NCBI's taxonomy places the organism in Eukaryota, Fungi, Basidiomycota, Agaricomycetes, Boletales, Suillaceae.
AUGCCCGGCUUCAAGCCAACUAACACAUCCUCGCCCGCGAAGCCUAUCAUUGCAGCCCAACGCCCAUUAGUCUCUUUCCAGGCAACAACAUCUGAUGUCUCCCGUGGGUCGGCGGCCUCGAAAUCUGAACUACACAACCUGACGUCUGCGGAAGUCGAGUUUUUUGAUGCAGUUGUCAAAAGAAUACCUCCCAACGCUACCUCGUUUCUCUCGGGACUAAAGGCGUACAACGAUGAACUGCACGAUCGGGGCUGGGAUAGCCAGACGGAGACAGUGCACUACGGGAGGCUGCUGGAGCUCUGCAAACUCCGGGGACCAAGCUUGGAAUCACAAAUGGGAUGGGCACCCAUUCCGACUUCGAAGCCUGCGAGAUCAACUGCUCGUCUCGCAACGCCUGUCCGCGACGAGGAUGACGAUGUGUUUACCCUUCACUCACACCAAGACCAAGACCAGGAACAGGAUGAAACUGCAACAGAAACAGAAACCCCUUUUUCUGAUGCCGAAUCGGAAGAGGUCCCUCCUCGCCCCCUCACGCGCCUGAACCAGGCUACACGUCCCAACGCAUCAGUGCAAUUGACACGGCCAGCUGUAUGGGAAGGAAUGUCAGACACCACCGACGAUUGUGAUUUACCAGGCUCUUUAUCAACUACUCCGCCAUCUUAUCGCGCUGCUGUUGCAACGCCUGUCCCUCAAAAAGCACGGAGUCAGCCGAUAGUUCGUGCAUUGUCACCGAUUAAAAACCCCGUAGCAGUCAGUGCGAUCGAACUUACAAAGGGUCGCGCGCGCAAGGGAAGCGUGAUCAAUGAAGAUGAAGCGUGGCAAAAAAUUAAGAUGUCACGAGACGAAGAAGACGCGGAUAAGUUCCGUGAAGACAAACUUCUCGAACAUUGUUGGGGAAUUUGGGUUCUCGGUUACCAGUGGCUAGCGACAACGAAUGAACAAGUUGUUCAGGCUCGAGAUAAUGUAAUCCUAGGUUCUUCAUUACGCUCCUGGCGGAAUGCUACUGCUUCGCGUCUUGAAAUGCACGCCCGCGCUGGCUCUAUUGCCAAUGCGCGCUGCCUUCGCUUCGCCCUUGAUGUUUGGGGUGCAAAACAUAAGCAGAAAAAGCAGUUACAGUGGCGUCAUGACAUGCGCACCAAGAUGAAGACGGUUCGCGAAAGGCAUGAAACUAAACUUGUCAAAUAUGCAUGGACCAAAUGGCAGCAGUCUCACCGUUCACUUCUAAACGAGCUGCAGUACAAUGAACGCAUAGUUGCACGGUUUUUCCUGCGAUGGAAAAACUCUUUGUUGAAGCUAGAUCGCAUGGAUUCUGCUGCAGACGAGUUUUCUCAGAGAAUCAAGGGGAGCGCUGCUCAUAGAGCAUGGAAGCACUGGAAAAAAGCUAUGGCUGCCAGAGAUGCCGGAAAAACCGUUGCACACAAGGCGGCACUCAGGAUCAAAGGAAUGGUGAUGGACUUGUGGAAGAAGCAGACCCGUGAACACCAGACUGCAGAUGCCUAUCGCGAUGUUGCUAUCUUAAAGCGAGCAAUAAGCACAUGGAAAACUACCAGAGAUCGAAUGCGUGUCACGGAAAAGCGUGCCGAUAAAUAUCUCGCUCGUCAAGAUGCCUUUUUGCUCCGAGCCGUCGUCAGGGUUUGGAAGGCUCGCGAACGCGGGAAACUGCUCGAAAGGGUGAGAGACAUGCGUCUAAUGAAAAAUUCAAUUGUUAUUUGGAAAGAUCGCUUGCGAGAACGCAAGCAUCUCGAAGAUUAUGCUCUUGCAUUCUCCAUGCGCUCCGAUUCAUAUGGUGUCUCUUCAGCUCUCCGAACUUGGCAUCGGGUCUAUACAAUUUACCAAAAUCGCCACGCCUUUGCUGUUCAACGUAAUCUUGCUCGUGUGCAGUAUGAUGCGCUACUCAAAUGGCGCAUCCAGCUGAGGGCGAAGAUGAAGCUGUUGAAACAAGCUCGAUUCGUGGAGAACUUCAUUCUUCAGCGAAGGAUUUUGAAAGCCUGGAAGGUCAAGUUUGAGGAACGCCAAAGACUGAAGAAACUCGAAGACCUUGAGAUCCGUCGACUUCGCACUUUCAUGACAGCAUGGCACCAGAAAUAUCAAAAAAAGCGAUUCCGUCGUUUAGCAGUGCAACAGAUAGAUGACCUCGUGUCUCUGCGAAUAAAACGGAAUGCUCUAAGACUCUGGACCAAUCGUGUCAUUGAAAUCAAGUUACGGGAACUGGAAGUUAGCCAGAAGAGCGCCCACGCACUAACUGUCUUCGCCUUCAAGAAAUGGAAGAACAUAUGUUUGCGCCACGUUGAAGACCUGAGCCUCAUGGAGAGUCAUCUUGAUAUCAAACGGGCCGAGAACGUUCGCCGGAUGUUCUAUCGCUGGCUGAUGGCGGCCCGUGCUCGACGUCAUAAACGCAUUACUUUGCGCGAAAAGGAACUCGAAUUUGACCGCGCAAAUGUGCAGGUUGCUUGGAACAGGUGGAGAGAACGGUACAUGGAUGAGAAACUUCGACCCCUUCUAUGCCAGAUGGCCAUUCAGAAUCAAAAGAAUCUCCUCUUCCGUGCGUUUGGUAUUUGGCAUUCAAAGACCCGAUCUCUCCCAGCCAUCCGUUUCCAGGCCUCACGAACCAAGAUGAGCUAUUGGGCUAUCUGGAGAGCUGCUAUGCCGCAGGCACUUCUGGCUAAAAGAGCCCGAGAGACUCAUAAUGAUGCCGUCCUAAAUCGAGCAAUCGAAAAGUGGCACCAAGCCUACAAAACAAAAACCCACUUGAAGGAAAUAGCUCGCGCUCGUUAUCUUCGUUUGCCGUCCGUUAGUCCCGGACGAGCCAACCAGACGCCCAAGCCCCCGGUACGCACGAGUCGCAGCCCAUUUCCUCGUCAAAAUACCCGUGUAGAGAGCGAAACAGAAGGCUCGGAAGUAGGUCCGAGCCGCCCUGCCGCUACUCGACCUGGCAUUGCACGUCUUCUCGCAAACCAAACGCGUCCCGAACCUGUUGGCCGUCAGAACGCCAAACCCCCAAGUCGUGGACUUCAUCGAACAAAACUUCCAUACCACCGUCCUCAGGCACCGUCCUCACCUGUACGACCCAGGUUCACGGCGAGACGAGCUAUCAGCCCUGCGAAGUCCAAAAGUUCUUAUGCUAGGGAAGUUAGUCCCACUAGGUCAAAUUACACCUCCACACCUAGGGAGGAGCCCGAGCGCAGUCGACUCUGGCAAGAGCUGAGACAAGUGCAGAAGAGGUCAAGACCCCCAACGGAAAAGUCACGAACACCUGAACCUCCAUGA